Yamadazyma jaroonii is the source of this 1572-nucleotide messenger RNA. NCBI's taxonomy places the organism in Eukaryota, Fungi, Ascomycota, Pichiomycetes, Serinales, Debaryomycetaceae. The record is from the annotation of a GenBank genome assembly.
AUGCGAUUAAGGUGCGGAUUUAUGGUGAUGCGGUUCAUAACUCAUGUUAACCAUCAGCCUGCUAUAAAGUCAUUAUUUCGAGAGUUGAUACGACAGCAACGGCGGAUUCCAUUACUAGAUGUGUCGAAGUUAGGUAUUGUUGAAUCUGGGACUCGUCAGUUUCAAAAUGAGUUCAAGUUGAUGAGCUGCAACCCUCAACAGUAUCUACGAUUGAUAUCAGAUGAGAUGAAGUAUAUAAUGAAACAAGAUGCAUGUACUCUGUUGGAGAAUGAAACAAUCUUCUUGGUUUGGUUCAAUAAGGCCUUAGAACUCAUCAAAGCCAUUGAAGAUAAAGAUUUAGAAGGUAUUAUAGAGACUUUAUUGUUUUAUAGAGAAAGAGAUGCAAUCGAUAGUAAUAAGAAAUAUCAACAUUAUAAGAGUAAAGGAAUCGAGGAAUUUACUGGAAAGAUUUCUAAAACUGUCACAUCAAAACUUCCUUUCCCCAUCAAAACCUAUCAAAAUCUGAAUAAUUCUGAAAGACUAAAACGAUUCAAAAAUGAUAUACUAGAAAGUAAAACUCAUAAAUUCAGAACUACCAGGAAGUAUUUAAAGCAUCUCCAACUACAUCAACAAAUAUGUAUUCCACAAAGAUUGCCCUUCACCAAAUCCAAAUUGCCUGAAACUAAUAUUACGGAAAAAAUUAUACAAUCCACCUCAUCCAAAGCGAUGAAUGAAGGAUACAAUUUCAAGAUUAUCGAAUCAAUUAUUGGUCCAGAAAUGGAACACAAGAUCAAUUAUCAUCAUUAUAUGGAUAAAAUUCAAAAGCAUCUUGAUAAAGGACCUUAUCAACCGAAAAUACGAUUCUCUAGUGCUGGUAUGAAAGUAGGGUUUAUCCAACUACCCACAUAUGACUUAUCUACUAUGAGGGAAAUUGCCAUUGAUAGUAAGAAAUCAGCUAAACUUUAUGGAAUCAUUGAUAUUUGGGAAAGUAGGGAAAGUGAACGGAAUGAAAAGAAAAACAAAGAUGGUAGUUUUGAUAUUGCAUGGAGUAAAAUGGGUGAUAAAAUGUAUUCUAAGGAACACCAUGAAAAAGUGCAUGAUUCUGAAGCCAUGUGGGAAUAUCUAUUGGAUAAACAAUUGGGUAAACAUCGUGAAUUACAAACAUAUAUUGAUGAUUGGAGACAACCACUUGAAAUGGCAAGUGAUCAAUUGAAAAAAGAACUCCAUGAAUUGACUUCAAAGUAUCGUCAAAAUUAUUUGAAAACACUUAAAGAUGAACAGAAGCAAUUAACAGAAGUGUUCAAUGAUAAAUAUCAAGUCAAAGUGGAUAAAUAUGACCAAUUAGUUCAUCUAUUAGCCCUCAAUAAAGUUACCAUACAUUCGGACUUAGUCAAUAAUGAUACUAACAAAGGGUCAACUGUAGAACAUCAAUUAGUUAGAGAUGAUCAUACUUUAAAACAUUCAAGAAAAGGCAUUCCCUUCGUUGAUAGGAUUAAUCAACCCAAAAGAUUAAGUGAUUAUUUAAAUGAUGUCAAACUUGAACAUUAUAAAAUAGGUAUGAGAUAUGAUAAGAAAUUCAAUGUAAAUAUGUAA